GGGGCAGUGAGGAUGGCUGUGAGUAUUUACACAACAUGCCGUAUGUUGCGAAUUCGUAAGAAUAACAGCGAAUUGGUAUGAGAAGUAUGCGAAUCGAUGAGAAGAGACGAAUCUAUCUAUUUUUAAUCUGAAAGAAAAGUGUCCUGUCCCUAUGUAGCCUAUUAAGCGUACACACCAGUUCGUAAUGAAUUUGUAGAAUGGGUUUGUCGAUUCGUGGAUCCAUUUUCAACCGCAUCAGUUCGUAAUACGAAUUUGCUAAUUCGUAUUUACGAAUCAAUCUAGUUUCAAAAAUAGUGAACACGAAUUCGUAAACUAAUUUUACGAAUUAUUUGCGAAUUGAUCAGCACCGUGUUUGAUCUAUUCUCUGUUUACGAAUUCGCAAGAAGAAUUCGUAAAAGUUUAAGAGUAUCCGUACGAAUUGGGUACAGUUCGCUGUGCCUUGACAAUACUCUGUGCCUUGACGAUAGAUAGGGACUCCCUAUCUAUUAACUUUAGACUCCCUAUUAGGGAGUCUAAAGUUAAUGCUUCUGACAGAGAAAGAUUGUCAAAACAACCGUUUGGUGUCUGUGGUCUAGCCCGCAGCUCGACUGCCCCACCAGUGAUUACACACACUCCGAAAGAACGAUGUAUAAUAGAAGAAGUCGAUGAUGAUGAAGAUGCCAGGGAAACUUCUGAAAAAUAUGGCCGUAAGAGUAUUCGUAGUGAUAAUCGAAGAACAACCUAUCACAGUCCAGUUGUAUCAAAACCAAUCCCUCCACCACCAUCUGUGGCCAAAUGUCCGAAAUCCAUUUGCAAAGAAUUCAUCAAGUCACUCCGUUGGCUGGAAGCUCUUUUUGACCAUAGUGGAUACAAAUUUGAGGUGCCAAGAGGAUGGUGUCGAUUUGGACUAAAAAUUGAUAGCGCUCAUAGCGACACUCAUAAAAUCUGGAAGAAAUGGGCUACAAGUUAUCAUGGAACAGCUAUCAAUACUAUACAAAUAAUUUUAACUAAUAGUUACAUACCCCUAGAGGAUGAUGUUCUAAUGAAUGGUGAAACAUUUCAUAUGUCUCAUAGUGAUAAAACCCAUUAUUACACCUCACCUUCGAUUAAGUAUGCUGCUCUGCCAAUAUUUACUCCUGAAACAUCGUUCACUUCUACUGAUAAUGAAGUUUAUGGUGUUCAAGUUGUUUUACAAUGUAAACAGGAACCGAACACUUUUGAGGUACAAAAUGCAAGUGCCGGUGCAGUGAGGCGUAUCAUUCCACGGCGAGAAAUUGAAUGGAAAUCCAAUACUCGGGGUGUCGUUGUUGUACCAUAUGGUCUAAUGGUUUGUGUAAGAAGAAGAUCAUAG
Molecule: messenger RNA, 1330 nt
Organism: Didymodactylos carnosus
Lineage: Eukaryota; Metazoa; Rotifera; Eurotatoria; Philodinida; Philodinidae
Source: the annotation of a GenBank genome assembly